AUCUAAAAUAUGGAAGACAGUGCAGAAGAAGGAGGGUUCAAGAAGCCGUCUUUCUUGAAGAAGAAUCUUCAACUCGACUGUAUCAGCAGCGAUAUGAGCAUGUCUGCUUCAGCUUCAUACGAAGUCACUGGAAAAGCAGUGAAACUGAAGGGAGCUGGUAUUAAAAUUAUGAACAAUGGCAUAGUAAAUGAAGUCACUGGAGAGAAUUAUGGGUCUAUCAACUCUGAAGAAAUACUAUUUAAGGAACAAAUAGGCUAUGGGUCUGGCGGAUGUGUCCAUCUGGCUAUUCACGAGCCUAGCGGAACUCAGCUAGCUAUCAAAAGUCUGAAUGUUUAUGAUAAAGACAAGCGCCAUCAGCUUCUGAACGAAUUGAGCAGUCUUAAUGAUGGAAUGCAAUGCGACGAUCUUGUUCAGUUCUACGGAUCAUAUUAUCAUGAUGGAAGAGUCCGGCUUGUACUUGAAUAUAUGAACUGCGGCAGUCUUAGAAGUUUCAUGGAUACAAUUAAGAAUCAAUUUCCCGACCAGGUACCUUUGAUGCCUGAAUAUGUAAUCUGAAGGUGAACCUACCAAAUACUUAAGGCACUGAAUUUCUUACAUAAGAAAAGACAUCAAAUCCAUAGAGAUAUGAAGCCGGAAAACAUUCUCGUUAAUUGUCUCGGUGAGUUCAAACUGACUGAUUUUGGUAUAAGCAAGCAGCUGUAUAAUACUCUCAAUAUUUGUAAGAGUUUUGUUGGGACUCUUGCUUAUAUGUCACCUGAAAGAAUGAACAGUGAGUCUUACUCCUACCCCAGUGAUAUAUGGAGCUUAGGAUUAAUUAUCUAUGAGAUGGGCAUGGGACAGUUCUCAUACCCUCAAUGUAAGACAUUUAUUGAAAUGAGAGAGGUUGUCUUAAACACAGACCCUCCUACUUUUCCAGAUUACUGUGGCUUUAGCGAGAAUAUGCAUGAUUUUUUAAAACAGUGACUCCAGAUAGACCCCCAAGAACGUGCUAAAGCGAGUGAAUUAUUAGAUCAUCCAUGGAUUCAGGAGAAUCUUAUGGUAGAAUCAGAGGUGAUUCAGUGGGUUCAAGAGAUUUCAGAGCUUAAGGAACAGAUUAGUAAUGAUAACAGAGUAGGAAAAGAGGAUAUUGCUAUGCUUGGGCUUCAAGAUUUUAUAGGUUUGAAAGAGUAA
Molecule: messenger RNA, 1170 nt
Organism: Moneuplotes crassus
Lineage: Eukaryota; Ciliophora; Spirotrichea; Euplotida; Euplotidae
Source: the annotation of a GenBank genome assembly